AUUUAGGCGAUUAUUUAAUGUUUGUCAUUUGGCAUUGGUGAAUCUGUUAGAUGGAUGCUGUCAGAUGUAAAACAGGUUAAUUAUAAGGUUUAGAUAUGCCAGAUGAAAACAAGAAUUUGAAGUAGUAGCAGAAUAUGCUAAUUAAUCAGUCAAAGAACUGUUGAAAUAUUAAUUAUUAUGCAACAUAUUUAAAAUGUUAUUUGGUCAACUAGUUAUUGGUCCUCCAGGAUCAGGAAAAACUACAUAUUGUGAUGCCAUGUCUCAGUUUCUACAGUCCAUGGGAAGAAAGGUGGCUAUUAUCAAUAUAGAUCCAGCUAAUGAUGUUUUACCUUAUAAACCUGCAGUGGAUAUUUCUGAAUUGAUAACAGUACACGAUGCAAUGAAUUACUGUAGUUUAGGACCUAAUGGCGGGUUAAUAUAUUGCAUGGAAUAUCUAGAAAAGAAUUUUGAUUGGUUAUUAAAUGAAGUAAAUAAGCUCUCUGAUCAUUAUUUACUUUUUGAUUGCCCUGGCCAGGUUGAAUUAUAUACACAUCAUAAUUCAGUAAAAAAUAUUGCAGCUAAACUACUGAAAGCAGAUUUGAGACUGGUAGCAAUGCAUUUGGUUGAUUCUCAUUAUUGUAGUGAUCCAGCAAAAUUUGUGGCUGUGCUUUUAACAUCACUUUCAACAAUGCUACAAGUGGAACUACCUCAUAUCAAUGUAUUGUCCAAAGGAGAUAUAAUAGAACAAUAUGGAAAAUUGCAUUACAAUAUUGACUAUUACACAGAAGUUCUUGAUCUAUCUUAUUUACUUGAUAAAUUAACAGAUCAUCCAUUUUUAAAGAAAUUUAAGAAAUUAAAUGAAGCUUUGGUUGGUGUCAUAGAAGAUUACAGUUUAGUAUCUUUUAUUCCUCUAAAUAUUAAGGAAAAACAAAGUAUGAUGCGACUACUCCAAGCUGCCGAUAAAGCUAACGGAUACGUUUUCGGACAGAGCGAAGAAAGGAACAUCCAGAAAUUACUUUCUUGUGCCAUGGGCGCAGAUUUAGAUUAUUCCAAACUUUCAGUGAUUCCAGAAGCCGACAAAAAUCAAAUGGACACUCUGUGAAAUUGUUAUUAUUUAAUAAAUAUGUAUA
This is a messenger RNA of Centruroides sculpturatus (bark scorpion), 1109 nucleotides long. Its product is annotated as GPN-loop GTPase 2-like. The record is from RefSeq and is a predicted model, not a curated record. Bases 194 to 1081 code for a protein of 295 amino acids. Gene Ontology annotation, molecular function: GTPase activity. The transcript is spliced from 7 exons. Gene Ontology annotation, cellular component: cytoplasm. NCBI's taxonomy places the organism in Eukaryota, Metazoa, Arthropoda, Arachnida, Scorpiones, Buthidae.